Haliotis rufescens (red abalone) is the source of this 1252-nucleotide messenger RNA. RefSeq lists its product as uncharacterized. The record is from RefSeq and is a predicted model, not a curated record. Bases 287 to 1252 code for a protein of 321 amino acids. The transcript has a single exon. NCBI's taxonomy places the organism in Eukaryota, Metazoa, Mollusca, Gastropoda, Lepetellida, Haliotidae.
UAUUACUGACGAAUCUUUUACGCGUGAUUCUUCAUUCUGCAAGUGUGAAAAUAGGGAUGAAUGCAAUCAAAAGAUGUUUUGUGCCUCUGAAAAUGCUCUUGAAAAGCUCUGUGGUCGUCUUUAUUCGCACAGUUUGUCUCAUGCUCGUUUCCUGCUCAGAAAUUGGACAUGAAAAUGAUUGGACAUGUUGCCUAUGUUACUUUCAGAUGUGAAAAAGAUCAUGUGAUAAUAUGGCCCAGUUCACCCUAUCUUGGUAAUAAAUAUUUGGUAAACUCUCGCAUGUGUCAUGGAUACCUUGUGUCUGGAAUGUUACCCAAUCAGUACGACAGAUUUGCGAAAGCAGCUGACAUUUGAAGACUUGGUUCAGCUUACAUAUCUGACAUGUUUUCAAACUAUAAAGAAGUCGUUUGUGAUUAUAAGUCGUGGAUCAUGCGAGGAUGCACUUUUAGAAGAAAUUGUGACCUACCCGAAUAUGGAUGGAAUUAAUAUUCUCACUGACGCUCGCCAUGCCACACGGAAAAACUCCCGUUUUACUGAUGUUGUUUGCAUUGGAGCUAACACUCACAAAGUUAUCAGGACGGAAACUGUAUCAAAAGUAGACAAUGCCUGCACACAAAAACACGAACUUAUUGGAACUCAGCGUAUCUAUGAAUAUCUUGAUAGUGUUGACAAUGGUGUCGGAGUACAUGUGAAAUUACAUUGUCAUGACAGGAAUCCGGUCAUCAAUAAAUGUAUCAGGGAGGAGCGCCCUGAUACAACGUCAACAAAUGACACAUGGCACGCUACGAAAAAUGUUACAAAGGAGGUUAAAUGUGUGUGUUUGGGUCCAAAAUACAAAGAGGGUGUGACGUGGCAUCGCGAGUUAUCGGACAAAGCAGGGAGUAUCAAGACUCAUUUUUAUUGGUGCAUUAGGAACUGCGAUCAAGAUGCCAACAAGCUCCGCGAAAAUAUUAUGAAUGUGGUCAAUCAUUACAAGGAUAUCCAUAAUAACUGUUCAGAAACGUCGAGAUGUAGACAAGACGCGCACUAUGAAUCAUCCAAAACACUGAUUUGUGACCCAAAGGCUGAGCUACUUCUGUGUCAAGCUUUGAAAAAUACUGUUGUGUAUAAACAUACCGACGACUACGUUCAUUGUAUGGACACGUUUUUUGUUGAAAGUUUCAACAAUUCACUGCUACAAUAUCAUAACAAAAGAAUUAAUUUUUCUGACGAUGUUUAUCGUUUUCGGACGAAUAUGGCACUAUUAGACUGA